Brachypodium distachyon (stiff brome) is the source of this 1134-nucleotide messenger RNA. Its product is annotated as ras-related protein RABF2b. Bases 250 to 870 code for a protein of 206 amino acids. The record is from RefSeq and is a predicted model, not a curated record. Gene Ontology annotation, molecular function: GTP binding; GTPase activity. Lineage: Eukaryota; Viridiplantae; Streptophyta; Magnoliopsida; Poales; Poaceae. The transcript is spliced from 7 exons.
GCAAGUAAACAAACGAACAAACAGAGAAAGAAACACGGCAACCAUCGGCCACGCCACGCAAGAACCUCACGAGUUCUCGCAGCCAAGAAAGAUUUCCCCUUUUCCACCCAUCGAUCACAACGAGUUCUUCUCUUCCCCCGGAUUCGCUCUCCCUCUCUCCUGCUCGCUCGCGCGCGCGAUCGGAUUCCGGCUUCUCCGGCGACCUCCGAAUUCCCCCUGAUUCGAUCCGAACCCCUACCCCCUGAUCCGAUGGCGGCCAGCGCCGCCGCCGGCAGCAAGAUCCGCAACGCCAAGCUGGUUCUUCUUGGAGACGUGGGCGCAGGCAAGUCCAGCCUGGUGCUCCGGUUCGUGAAAGGCCAGUUUGUCGAAUUCCAGGAGUCGACCAUCGGCGCCGCAUUCUUCUCGCAGACCUUGGCAGUUAACGACGAGACGGUCAAGUUUGAAAUCUGGGACACGGCGGGGCAGGAGAGGUACCACAGCUUGGCGCCCAUGUAUUAUCGGGGCGCUGCUGCUGCGAUCGUUGUCUAUGACAUCACGAAUGCGGCCUCUUUUACUCGUGCAAAGAAAUGGGUUCAGGAACUUCAAGCACAGGGAAAUCCAAAUACAGUAAUGGCUCUGGCUGGGAACAAGGCUGAUAUGUUGGAGGCAAGGCAGGUGCCAAUGGAAGAAGCGAAGACUUAUGCUCAAGAGAAUGGACUCUUCUUCAUGGAAACAUCUGCUAAAACAGCGACCAAUGUGAAUGAUGUAUUUUACGAGAUUGCGAAGAGAUUGCUUCAGGGACAGCAGGCUCAGAACCCACAGGCAGGAAUGGUUCUCUCUCAGAGACCGACAGAGAGGAUGGUGAGCAGUUCAUCAUGCUGCUCGUCGUAGAUCGCUCCGGCGAGAUUGCUUCAGGGGACAGCCAUGGCCUGAAACCCAGCAGAAAAUAUGUAUGCUCCAAAGAUGCUGUCGACGAUUGCGAACCGGCUGCUGACGCCGUCCCAGCUUUGCUACAAUCUAGACCUUGUUUCUUGUCAUGUUCGUUGUGUAAAUGUGAAUACUAGUGGUGCUGCGGAGAUUCAGAUAUAUUUGCAACAUUGCAUUAAGUAUUUCUGAAUGACUCGAGUAAAUACUUUGUGCUUCAAUUUAUUUUAA